CCUAAUACCCACCUACUCACUGAAGACGUGACUUCCUAGGCCAUUCAAUGGACUUGAUCACUCUUUUUUUCUCCUCAGUCUCAAACGGAAAGUCAAGAAGUUGAAUGAUAUUUCAUUUGACACGCGUAACCGUCAGUUCAACUCCGCCCCUGAACCUGACUAUGGAAAUGCUAUAAAGGAUGGGGCCUGUUGCGUACAUUCCCUGUCACCCCACCCUCACCCACCCCCGUAGAGCUGGUCUCUUUUAUUCACAUCCCAACUCCCAAGACAAACGCCAAGGGCGCUGGUCGCCUUCCUCUUACCAAUCACAAAAAUCCUACGCAAUGUACUUCUGCUCAGCACUUACAGCCGUCAUUACGCUUGGGGCCGUUCAUUCCGCUCUCGCUCUUCCCGUACAAGGUCCUCCAGGUUUUGGUCCUUGGGAUGGUGCAGUGGGUGUCCCAGUCGCUCCUGGAAUUCCUAUACCGCCUGCAAAUAUUCCUGGGCCUCCGCUUCAUGGUGAUGAGCAAGUUCUCGUCACCGUUGAAGAGAAUUUGAGCCAUCUUUCGGCACAUCUAGCCUACCACCCCAACGAUGAUCAGUAUACCCCAUAUCAGGAAACCGUACCUUCGCUUAUUUCUGUGCCUGUCAAAGUUGGACCUAUGCAUGCAGGACCUGAGAUGUUUGAGGACCAACUGCUGAUUGAGGAAAACAGGGCCAUCGAUGUCGAGGGUCCUUUUGCCAGGGGCCUUAUGAAAAGAGAUAUUGGUGAAGCCGAUGAUAAACUUCCCCCUGGAACGACGCACCAGAAUCAGUUACAUACUCGGGGUUCCACAAAGAUUACAGCUACCUUGACCGGCGAAGGUCGCAGACAACCUACACUAGUCCAAAGCGCAGCCAGAAACUCCGUUGAAGACUUGUUGAAUGCAAAAAAAUUGGAACUAAAUAUAGUGGGGGACCUUGAAGUGACAGUCGAAGGCACCUUCAAAUGUUCUACAACGUCGGCCGAUGUACCAUUCAAGUUCUCGGUUGGCGGUAAGAAAUAUACUGGGGUUGCAAGGGGACAAGGCGAGGGCGAGAUCACGAGGAAACGUUCAUAGGGAAGUAGUAAGCUUGCAUGUAUACGUUGCAAGAAUGAAUGAGGAUAUCUAGUUUUUGGUUAUGAGCCUGAACGAGAGUUGGGCGUUUCACUGAUAGAGAUUCA
This is a messenger RNA of Lentinula edodes (shiitake mushroom), 1183 nucleotides long. RefSeq lists its product as uncharacterized. The record is from RefSeq and is a predicted model, not a curated record. The transcript has 4 exons. The coding region runs from base 180 to 1079 and encodes 299 amino acids. Lineage: Eukaryota; Fungi; Basidiomycota; Agaricomycetes; Agaricales; Omphalotaceae.